AUGGAUUUCAUCAAGACCAGUUCCCUGCGUGCUCUAAUUGAGUUAACUUUCCAACGCAACUGGAACGGCCUAAUUUGGAUGCGUAGAAACGGAGUUACAACCAAAAGAGUGAAGACUGCUCCAGACGGCUCUCUCGAGAAUCAGCGCCCAACCGCGCAGUCCGGCAGUCCGAGGAACGAACGUUCCACGCUCGGCCAGAAAGCUAUCAACCAAGACUUGAUCUCAGAAACAGGGGUGGACCUUUCCAACGAUUUCCAUCACUUCCAUGUGGAGAAUCGCCUAUGGACAUACAAGCCAGGGAUAGUGGUCACAUACAAGUAG
Messenger RNA from Microthlaspi erraticum, 321 nucleotides. Lineage: Eukaryota; Viridiplantae; Streptophyta; Magnoliopsida; Brassicales; Brassicaceae. The record is from the annotation of a GenBank genome assembly.